ACUAGAAAAAAAAAAGAAAUAACCUCAAAGUUAGCUACCACAACUGUUUUCAUGUUCUUUAUUUACAAAAAUGGGGAAAAAAACCAAAGUUGGUAAACAACGAAAAGAUAAAUAUUACCAACUAGCAAAGGAAACCGGUUAUCGUUCCAGAGCUGCGUUUAAAUUAAUUCAGCUAAAUAGGAAAUUUGGGUUUCUGCAAAAAUCUCGAGUAUGUAUCGACUUGUGCGCCGCGCCCGGUGGUUGGAUGCAGGUGGCACAUCAGAACAUGCCUGUAUCUAGCCUUGUUAUUGGAGUUGAUUUGUUUCCCAUCAAACCUGUGCCUGGCUGUAUUGGUCUUACACAAGAUAUAACAACAGAAAAAUGCAAAACUGCCAUUAAAAAAGAAAUUAAAACAUGGAAAGCAGAUGUUGUACUUCAUGAUGGUGCCCCUAAUGUAGGUUUAAAUUGGCUCCAUGAUGCCUACCAACAAGCAUGUCUUACAUUGAGUGCUCUAAAACUAUCUACUUCUUUUUUGAGGGAGAAUGGUUGGUUUGUUACAAAAGUUUUUAGGUCUAAAGAUUAUCAUGCCCUACUGUGGGUUUUAAAGCAAUUCUUCAAAAAAGUUCAUGCCACAAAACCACAGGCAUCCCGUAAUGAAUCGUCUGAAAUUUUUGUUGUUUGCCAAGGAUAUAUUGCACCAGAUACUAUUGAUCCUAAAUUUCUCGAUCCCAAACAUGUGUUUGAAGAUUUAGAAAUAGUUAAAAAACAACAUAACAAUAUAUUACAUCCUGAGAAACAAAAGAAGGCAAAAGCUGAAGGGUAUAAAGAGAAUGAUUACACAACACAUCAUAAAAUUCCUGUGUCUGAGUUUAUAAUUAAAGAUGAUCCAAUAGACCUUCUACAAGAGUGCUCAGAGAUUGUAAUUGAUGAUAUUAAUAUUGAGCAACACCCUAAAACAACAGAGGAGAUCAAAAUAUGCUGUAAAGACAUUAAAGUUCUUGGUCGUAAAGAUCUGAAAGCAUUAUUAAGCUGGUUGAAACAGAUUAAAGAAUGGAAGACAUCACAGGAAAGUAAAUCCAAUGAAAAUGAAGAGAAGGUGAUCAAUGGUGAAAUCAAUACUGAUGGUACUGAAGAAAAAAAAUCGAAUGAUGAAGAUAAAGUUGAUGAAGAAAUAGCAGAACUCCAGGAUGAAGAAAGGAGAUUAUCAAAAAGAAAGAGAAAGCAGCUAAACAAGCAACGACAGAAAUUAGCAGAAAAGAUGAAUCUAAAGAUGGUGCUGAAAGGUGAUGAUGGACCAAUAUUGGAAAAUCAUGAUAUGUUUAAACUAUCAGAUAUAAAAAAUGCUAAGCAAUUGGCAAAUAUUAUUGACCAGCGGCCUGACAUAGUAGCGGAUGCCAGUGACGAGUCAGAUGAUGAACCUAGAAUAAAGGCAAAAUACAUGAAAUAUGAUGUGGAAUCAUCAAAAUUGGACUCGUCAGGACUCUACUAUAAAGAUUCUGACAGUGAAUUAGAGAUGGAAUCUGAUUCGGAAAAUGAAAAAGAUAAAGAAUCUUUAGCAUUCUCAGAUUCUGAUAAUGAAUCAAAGAAAAUGGAUAAAUUGACUAAACUGAACACAUUGAGGAACAGUAAUAUGACCCGAACUCCAACUAUACCGAAAAAUAAUCCAUUGCUGACAGAUUUGGACAAUACAGAUCCUGUAUCGAAGAGGACUUUGAAAGCAGAAUUAUGGUUUCAAAAGGACUGCUUCAAUGAAAUGGAUGAGGAAAGUGACGAGGGUGUAGAUUUAGAUAAAAUGGUUGAAACAUACAAAGAAAAAGGAAAAAAAGUUUCUGAAGAUACUGACAUUGCCACAACUCAAUCAAAGAACUUCAGCAUGAAGAGAAGGUUAAGUGAUACAGAGAAGUCUGAUGAUGAUGAUAGUGAUGAUACAUCUGACAGUGAUUAUGAUGUGGAGGAGACUGUCAAUCCUAGUAAUGGAAAAGGUGGUAAUCGAACUGGAAGAAAAGAUGGUUUCGAAGUUGUGUCCCAGGACCCUGAAUUGAAAAAGUUAAAAAAAGAACUUAAAAUGGACGCAGAGACGCUAGCAUUAGGUACUAUGAUAGCAACAUCUAAGAAAUUCAAGAGAGAUUUAAUCGACGAUGCAUGGAAUCGCUAUGCAUUUAAUGAUACAAAUCUUCCGGAUUGGUUUGUAGAAGACGAGAAAAAACAUAUGAGGAAACCGGUAGUAGUGCCUGAGAUAUAUACAGAAGAGUACAAAAAUAGGCUACAGGAUAUAAAUGCAAGGCCUAUUAAAAAAGUAAUAGAGGCAAAAGCUAGGAAGAAGAAACGUAUGAUUAAGCGAAUGGAGCGAGCGAAAAAGAAAGUGGAAGCAGUAAUGGAGAAUGCUGAUAUAUCAGAAAGAGAAAAAGCACAGCAAGUUAGACAGUUGUAUAAAAAGGCACAGUCAGAUGGGAAGAAGAAGAUUACAUAUGUCGUUGCCAAAAAACAUAAUACCGCAAAACGCAUGAAAAGGCCGAAAGGAGUUAAGGGGCAAUACAGAGUAGUGGACCCGCGAAUGAAGAAAGACAUGCGUGCACAGAAGGCCAAGGAGAAAACAAAGGGUCGCGGUAAGAAGACGAAGUCCAAUAAAGUUACAAAACAGAAAGGGAAGAAAGCUAAAUAAUAAUUAAUUAUACUUAUUAUGUGCCUAUAUGUUUCAAAAGUAAUUUUAUAAAAAAAAAUAAACAGAUAAUUAUCAAAUA
Molecule: messenger RNA, 2720 nt
Organism: Achroia grisella
Lineage: Eukaryota; Metazoa; Arthropoda; Insecta; Lepidoptera; Pyralidae
Product: pre-rRNA 2'-O-ribose RNA methyltransferase FTSJ3
Exons: 10
Coding region: 71-2641 (856 amino acids)
Biological process (GO): maturation of LSU-rRNA from tricistronic rRNA transcript (SSU-rRNA, 5.8S rRNA, LSU-rRNA); maturation of 5.8S rRNA from tricistronic rRNA transcript (SSU-rRNA, 5.8S rRNA, LSU-rRNA); rRNA methylation
Cellular component (GO): nucleolus; preribosome, large subunit precursor; nucleus
Molecular function (GO): rRNA (uridine-2'-O-ribose)-methyltransferase activity; rRNA (guanine) methyltransferase activity
Source: RefSeq, a predicted model, not a curated record